This is a messenger RNA of Sorex araneus (European shrew), 902 nucleotides long. RefSeq names its product GTPase IMAP family member 1-like. The record is from RefSeq and is a predicted model, not a curated record. Bases 3 to 902 code for a protein of 299 amino acids. The transcript is spliced from 2 exons. Lineage: Eukaryota; Metazoa; Chordata; Mammalia; Eulipotyphla; Soricidae. Gene Ontology annotation, cellular component: endoplasmic reticulum. Gene Ontology annotation, molecular function: GTP binding.
GCAUGGGAGGACGGAGGAUGACAAGGGAUGAAGAAAGUGUCUAUGAUCCCGAGGCCGCGCAGCUCCUGCAGGAGCCCAGACUGAGGCUCCUCCUGGUGGGGAAAUCGGGCACCGGGAAGAGCGCCACGGGGAACAGCAUCCUGGGCCGGGACUGCUUCCCGUCCCGGCUCAGCGCCACGCCCGUGACCACGGCCUGCGCCGUGGGGACGUGCAGGUGGGGCCGGUGGCACGUGGAGGUCCUGGACACGCCGGACCUUUUCAGCUACGGCAUCCCCGACUGGGACCCGCGGUGGUGGGAGCGGGGCCGCUGCGUCCAGCUCUCGGCGCCGGGGCCCCACGUCCUGCUGCUGGUGACCCAGCUGGGCCGCUUCACCCCCGGGGACCAGCUGGCCGUGAGCGCCGUGAAGGACGCUUUCGGGGACGCCGUGCUGGCGCGCACCAUCGUGGUCUUCACGCGCGGGGAGGACCUGGCAGGGGGGUCCCUGCGGGAGUACGUGCGCGACGGCGACAACCGCGCGCUGCGCGAGCUGGUGGCCGAGUGCGGGCACCGCGUGUGCGCCUUCAACAACCGGGCCACGGGCGGCCAGCGGGAGGCGCAGGUGGCCGAGCUGAUGGCGCAGGUGGAGCAGCUGCUCAGGGCCCAGGGCGGCGGCCCCUACACCGGCGGGCCCUUCCAGCUGGCGCAGACCCCGGGCUUGGGCAGCGCCCAGGACCAGCUGCGCAGGGUGGCCGCGAGCCUGGCCGCGCGCAUGCACCAGCCCCGACGGCGACGCGGGCUGCUGGCAGGGCUGUGGGCCUGGGGCUGGGCGCUUGCCAAACGCCUGUGGGUGGGCCUGGCCCUGCGGCUGCUCUAUCUGCUGCAGGGAUAUCAGGGCACUCAGGAGCACCUCAGGGACACUUAG